Messenger RNA from Pyricularia oryzae 70-15, 1357 nucleotides. RefSeq lists its product as uncharacterized. The transcript is spliced from 2 exons. NCBI's taxonomy places the organism in Eukaryota, Fungi, Ascomycota, Sordariomycetes, Magnaporthales, Pyriculariaceae. Bases 243 to 1202 code for a protein of 319 amino acids. The record is from RefSeq and is a predicted model, not a curated record.
GGACCUACCAUCAGUAAAUCUGUUUUCUGAUAUAGGAGCUCUUGUUUGCAUCGCAUCGCGAAUAUGUAUAUAACUCAGGCAGUCUGUUUCUUCGAGUCGUCAUAAAAAAUCUCUUUGGAUAGAAAACAUUUACUUGCAUGUCAAAUCCCGAACGGGCUCAUCCGAUACUCUUGCGAUUCACUAACAGAGCAGGCAAAAUCCAUUAUCUACUGUUAGCAGAGAACAAUUAGCACAUAAGCGACAUGUUAAUAUGCGUGCUGCUGUUGGCCAUCUCGGCCGGUGCAGUAGGCCAAACAACCCCAGAAUUUCCUUGGGCUAUAGGAAGAGUUUCUAUGGGCGACAAUGAGUCGACUUCCCUUUACAAUUACGGAAGACAGCAUCCCAAUGGCACACGUUCAAUCAACUUCAAGUCAUCGCAGUGGGAUUCCUUACCGGAAUGGACGUUUCGGAUGAACGCAACUCACUUUCGAUAUCCUAACCCACGUAGGCAAAGACAACCCGUCGACGACCCUCAUGCUACAGCCAUCACAUUUGACUUGAGCUGGCCCGGAGGUGGCCAGAUGGCCGACCAACUCGUGGGAAAGAAGAUAUUACGCGAGAGACAAAAUCUGACCAUAGUCAAGCUGACGCGAUUUUGCCAAACAUUCUACGCUCCGAAUUUCGAUCACGUCACCAACAUCAGCAACUCGUAUACCGAAGAGAACGCUCGUUCAACCGACUGCCGGCCUUUCCUGGGAGAUGCGUGCGUCAACGAGUUGGAAUCAACGCCUAGUAGUACGCGCUGCUCAGGAAUGCCCGUCUUUAGCGGUUUAUGCUCCCAUGUUUUGGGACAGGACCGAUCAAAGGGCACCUUGUCGCAGGGGAUGGCAAGCAACUACAGCAGCGGCGACUUCAUGGCUGGAGCAUCGACCGGAGCGAUGAACGGGACCAACAUGACCUCCUACGAUGCCGUCACCAACAGGGUGCAUAUCGUAGCGGUCAAUCCCGUUUUCGAGGUUCGGGGUCUCAAUGGUAAUCGCACCUCCAACAUUACAGGCCGCCGGCAGGUUCUCUGCAUUCGCAUCAACACUGGACAGGUGGAAGACGAAGCUGAGGGCGCGGGUAUGUCGACGAUCCUAGGUCGUGCAACAGGUGGAGGCGGUUUUGUUGGUCAGCUGGUAGCGGCAGUGGUGACUGGUCUUGUUCUUGUCCUUGUUGUUUAAGCAGACGUGCGCCUUGGAAUUAACCCCCACGUUUUGAAGAGGACGAGACAAUAAACAGUACUGUGAGACACGUCUGUGUCUCGACUUGAGCGGUCAAUUCAAAAUUUUCGUUAACAGUCGAUGCUUCCCACCGUCGACUGGUGUGAGCUAGGUAG